AUGUCAAGAAAUUCACAAUGUCGAUCUAUUGUUAAUGCAAUUUCAACUACUCUCACUACAGAACCAGAAACGGAUUGCAAUACAACUGUACAGGAUUGGUCACCAACCGAAAAAUGUCCAUUUUGUGAUGGUUUACGAGUAUCCACGGAUGAUUGCUCUGAAAAGGAUUCCAUAAGAAUAGAACCUGAAAAUGAAAACGCAAUAAGCGACGGUGAAUAUUACAGUGCUAGUUGUUCCAAUCAAUCUAAGAUAGAGCAAAAUACAACAACAAAUAGCUCUACGGAAAGCAUCGAACAUCCGGAAUCAUCAUCCGUUUGUUUACAAUCUCGUCUACCUUACAUGCAUCCAUUUUCAAACAUCUGUACUCCAUCCGUCCUUCCUGUGAUGACGCCAUUUGUGCCUCUUCCUGAAAUAGCAAAUCAGCUAUUUUGCCAAAGCCUUUUACAAUGGAAUACAUCAAACCUAUUGCUACAACAAAUCAAUUCACAACGUUCACCAGAGAAUUUACAUAAUUCAAUUAAUGAGCAAUAUUUAUUGGCUUCAAAGAGAAAUACCUUAAUGCAUGGUAAAGAAAAUGGUAAUAUGGAAACGAAUCAUCGAAUUCAACAGAUGAUUCCUUCAGUAUCUGCUAAAUCAGAUAAUGUAAAACGAGCUGCUCAUAUGUGCAAUAACAACGACAUUUCAACUUUAUAUGCUGGAUCAUCAAAAUCAUCGUUUAGCAAUGAAUCAUUGGUGGAAAGACCGACCGCAGUUUACAAGGAAGGAAAUAAUAGUAAUGGAAUGAUUGAAGAAGAUCAACCGUUGGAUCUUAGCUCACAUCGUGCUCUUAAGGCAGCUACACAAUGUGCUGCUAUAUCAUCAUCAUCAUCAUCAUCACCCGCUGCUCAUAAUUCUCGGGAUGAAAGACGAUUACGCGCAUUAAUCAAUGUCAUCUCGGAUAAAACAUCCAAUCCAAUUUCUAUGGAUGAGGAAAAUAAUUCUGUAAUCAGUCAUGCAAAAAAUGCAAUUGGAACACGAACCAUUCAUCCACCGAUGAGCAAAAGAAAUUACACUCAGGCAGAUUUAGAUGCUGCUGUACGGGAUAUCCGAUGUGGCCGUCUUGGAACACGACGAGCCAGUGUGGUUUACGGAAUACCGAGAUCGACGUUACGCAAUAAAAUUUACAAACUUGAUGCAGCUGAGGAUCAGCGUACAAAUGGUAGUGGUGGGAAAAAAAAGCACAUAAAUAAUUUUGGUACCACGUUAACACCGAACAGAGCUCAAUCACCAUCAGCUACUACCUUGGUGCCUUUUCCGAACGAUGCUAAUACUUGUUCUACAAAGAUUAUUAUACCUCCUACGCAGGCGCUUAUAAAAAUUGAUAGUGUGUCGGUGCCGGAAAUUAUCCAGGAUAUUGGUGCAAAUAAUAAGCUUCAUUUUGCGAAUCGAGAGCCAAUCAACGCAAAUGAUGUUGUGGAGAAUAAAAAGUCGCUUUGGUCACCAUUUACACAUCGGCAAAUAUGCGAACCAAAGAAUGUUCAUACGGAAGAAAAGAAAACUGGUAGAAGCCCGUCAAAUAAUACCGAAAGUCAACAUGACUGGAAAAAGUCACGUCCAAAACGAGGCCAAUACAGAAAGUAUAAGAAGGAUGCACUGGACGAAGCAGUCAGAUCGGUGCGUCGCGGUGAAAUGUCGGUGCAUCGCGCUGGUAGCUUCUAUGGGGUACCUCAUUCAACUUUAGAAUACAAAGUAAAGGAAAGAAAUUUAACCCGUAUAAAGUGUAAGAGGACUACAGCAGAAAAUCUUUUCGAGAAAACUAAUUCUGAUCAUCGUGCGAAUUCCAAUAAUACGGAAGAUUCACUACCGAAAAAUUCACCUCGGCAGCCAUCGUUAACUAUUCCAACCAUGAGUGAUGUAGGUGCGACAUCAGCUAUGAGGGCAGUUGGUGUAUUGACCUCUGUGACAUCUGCAGUCCCUUCGUAG
This is a messenger RNA of Cercopithifilaria johnstoni, 1962 nucleotides long. Lineage: Eukaryota; Metazoa; Nematoda; Chromadorea; Rhabditida; Onchocercidae. The record is from the annotation of a GenBank genome assembly.